GUUUUUUUGAGGCCAUCUUUGAUUUUUCCUAUUGAACAGUACCUACAUUACUCGAGAUGCCCGUCCCCUUCGAAGCCCUUAUUCCCUUUGGCCUCAUGGCCGGUUUGAUUACUGUUUCCGCAAGUGGUCUCUCCAUGGUCAAGUACUACGCCAACGAUCGCAAGCCUCACAGAUAUGGUCUUGAUAACUGGGAAAAACAAAUGAUGGAACGUGACAGACGCAUGACAGGAUCUCUCCGUGGACAAUUGGCAGAACCUACAGCGCCAGCAGCAUUUGCCACGAAUAGUGUUUGGUAUUUGGAGACACCAAGAUCGAAAUAGACGCAAUAAAUCAAGUCAUGUAUCAUUUUUCCACAAAAAAGCAAAAAGAAAAAAAAAAAAGGCUUACAAUACAAAC
Messenger RNA from Radiomyces spectabilis, 396 nucleotides. RefSeq lists its product as uncharacterized. The record is from RefSeq and is a predicted model, not a curated record. Lineage: Eukaryota; Fungi; Mucoromycota; Mucoromycetes; Mucorales; Radiomycetaceae. The coding region runs from base 57 to 320 and encodes 87 amino acids. The transcript is spliced from 5 exons.